AUGAAACCCACUUAUAGUAAAGAACCAUCUGUUGUCGCUCAAGAAUUCAAUGAAUUUUUUACAUCUGUUGGCCUAAAUGUGGUGGAAAAAGCUAGGGAAUACAUAACCAUCUACGAUCUCCCCCCCUUUACUGAACACUUGAAUACUACUAAUGCUGGGGAGUCUUUAACAUUCUUCUGCGAGCCUGUGUCUUGUGAGACAAUUGGGAAUAUUAUUUCAGCUAUGCCUAAAAAUAUAGCUCCGGGACUCGAUAAAAUUACUUUGAACUUCAUAAUAGAUUGUUUGCCAUAUAUUAUUCAGCCUAUCACUGACAUUAUUAACUCUAGCUUGACUCAAGGCAUAUUUCCUAAAGCUUGGAAGAUAGCGGAGAUUAUACCCAUCCCUAAGACCGACAAAGUGGAACCUGCCAGUAACAACUGCCCCAUUUCAUUACUACCGAUAUUAUUUAAGAUUUGCGAGCGCGUUAUACAUCAACAGUUCACAAACCGUCCAACUAUUAAUAAGCUUUUGUCAACCCAUCAGAACGGUAAUAAACAAUAUCAUUCAACUGAGACAUUGGGCCUCCAAAUAACUGAUGAUAUACUUAAUGCUAUGGACUGCAAAGACAUUACAGCUAUGAUCUUGUUAGAUCUCAGUAAAGCCUACGAUAGUAUUAGCCAUUCUGUUUUGGUGGCUAAACUUAAAAGUAUUGGUGUCUCUGGGAUUACGUAUUAG
Molecule: messenger RNA, 714 nt
Organism: Paramuricea clavata
Lineage: Eukaryota; Metazoa; Cnidaria; Anthozoa; Malacalcyonacea; Plexauridae
Source: the annotation of a GenBank genome assembly